Molecule: messenger RNA, 1413 nt
Organism: Exophiala viscosa
Lineage: Eukaryota; Fungi; Ascomycota; Eurotiomycetes; Chaetothyriales; Herpotrichiellaceae
Product: RTA1 like protein-domain-containing protein
Exons: 2
Coding region: 351-1334 (327 amino acids)
Cellular component (GO): membrane
Source: RefSeq, a predicted model, not a curated record
AUUGAAGCUUGUCUGAUGCUGGUUCUGAGGAUACCCAAUAUCGUAGGCGUUGCGAGGUGACAGUGCACUUCGAUAUGAUGUGUUCCCCACGCCAGAAGGCUACUGUGGCUCAGCCAAUACUCGCGAGAGCGUUAAUGCCGCUCGGGCAAGCCUUGCGAGGUGGUUAAUGCAGACUUUGCAAUGGCGGAUGAGUGUCUUGUAAAUAUAAGCACGAAGAGGUCUGGCCGUCGUGGAUCGGACUGCAACAAUCUUCCUACCAGGAUCUACGUACCUGUUUCACCAGACGCUGACAUAAAGAGCGUCCCUUUCCAUCUUCGACUUUUCUCUGCGCCAUCACGAAUCCCAGCAUCAUGAUUGUCGACGCCGCUGUUGCUGGUGCUGUGAACCUGGUGGCCCGGAGUUAUAGUGCCACCGGGCUGCCAGGUGGCAAGACAGCUGCCGAGUAUGCUGUCGAAGGCAGAUACAGCUAUGUCCCAUCCUUUGCUGCAGCGAUCAUUUUCUGCGUUCUCUUCGGCUUGGCCUUUGUCAUCAAUGUGUAUCAACUCUUUCGACACCGUGCAUGGUUCUGGUGGGUGAUGAAUUUCGCCGUCCUCAUGGAACUGGUAGGAUACAUCGCUCGAGCUCGGUCCAUCAAGGAACUCGAUGGCAAGUCCAUUUUCAUCGUCCAAACGGUCAUGAUCCUGGUCGCCCCAGCAGUCAUGGCAGCCUCAUGCUACACAGCCUUUGGCCGAGUCACCUUAUGGGUCGUGCCUCAAGAAUACCAGACCGUCAAGCAUCUCUGGGUGCCCCCUCGCCGCAUCACACCGGUCUUCGUGGGCUGCGACGUCUUUAGCUUUUUCAUCCAAGUCGUGGGAGGAUCCAUGGUCGCGGCAGCAAACAGCAUAUCAAAGGCAAACACUGGCAAGAACGUGGUACUUGUGGGACUUGCUUUGCAGCUGGUAACUUUUGGGUUCUUUGUGUUCGCGGCGGGUCGCCUCAACUACAAGCUGAAAACCGAACUCCGAAACGCAUCCCUACCGAGAGACCGAAAUUGGGAGAUGUUCCUGAAUGUGAUCAACAUCGCCAACUUGUUGAUCUUGGUCAGAACAUUGCUGCGCUUGGUCGAGUUUGCAAUGGGCACCUCCAACUACCUUACCAACCACGAAUGGUUUUUCUACGUCUUUGACGCCACGCUGAUGUUCCUGGUGGCAGCCAUCUUCCUUGUCUUUCACCCUGGAUACUAUUUACCCUACCUGGGCAUCCGACGCAGGGAGCAGAAAUUCUCCAAGAAUGCCGACAAGGGACCUCUCAGCAGGUUGGCUCAUGGGCGCAAGACGAUGAACGAGGCGGUCUGAGAGAGCGACAAGCCUGGCGGUGACAUGUUAACCUGUCAUGUGGUUCAAUUGCAGGGGAUUCAAUGGUGGUUGAAUUGCA